Messenger RNA from Trichoderma asperellum CBS 433.97, 1488 nucleotides. RefSeq lists its product as uncharacterized. Gene Ontology annotation, biological process: transmembrane transport; basic amino acid transport. Gene Ontology annotation, cellular component: fungal-type vacuole membrane. The record is from RefSeq and is a predicted model, not a curated record. Lineage: Eukaryota; Fungi; Ascomycota; Sordariomycetes; Hypocreales; Hypocreaceae. Gene Ontology annotation, molecular function: basic amino acid transmembrane transporter activity.
AUGGCGGACAAAAUGCACAUCUUGCUUCCUGCCGUGGGUGUUGGGGUUUUUCUUGUCGCUGUUGACCAGUUACUUGCGGUGGCAACCUAUGCCAGAAUUGGCAGUGAGCUCAAGGCUCUGAACAACACCAGCUGGAUUGCCACAUCGUACUUUCUCACCCUCACGAGCUUCCAACCUCUCUACGGCAAGCUUAGUGAUAUAUUUGGUCGAAAGGCAUGCCUUCUCUUCGCGUACGCCGUCUUCGGCCUCGGCUGCUUGGGGUGCGGUCUUGCUCAGAGUAUGACGCAGCUUUGUGUCGCACGAGCCAUCGCCGGAAUCGGCGGAGGAGGCAUGAGUUCGGUGGUGACGAUUCUGUUUUCUGAUAUUGUCCCGCUACAGGAGCGUGGCGUAUGGCAGGGCUACAUCAACAUCGUAUAUGCCGCCGGGACUAGCACGGGAGCUCCCAUCGGCGGAAUGUUCGCUGAUUCUCUAGGAUGGCGAUGGUCAUUCAUGAUCCAGGCACCCCUAUGCUUGAUAGCUUGGAUCUCAGUAUACUUAAUCCUCGAUCUCGAGCCUCCUUCUCAGGAUCACUGGGUCUCCAAAGUUCGUCAGGUUGACUUCCUCGGCGCCCUUACUCUUGUGUUCGCCGUCAUUUCUCUCUUGACAGGCCUAGACUCUGGCCCAAAUCUCGGAUGGUCAAAUCGCAUCACCAUCAUCUCACUGAGUUUGACGCCCGUCUUCUUUGCCUUGUUCCUCUUCGUCGAAAUGAAGGUCGCCAAGCAUCCAUUUGCUCCAGGCCACCUCAUACUUAGCCGAGAAUUGUUCCCUUGUUUUCUGGUCAACAUGUUCGGCAUGGCAUCCCAACUGAGCGCCAUAUUCUUUGUGCCACUGUUUUUCCAAGCUGUCAAGGGCCUCAACGCCACGACGAGCGGCACGAUGCUUGUGCCGGCCACGAUCUCGGGCGUUUUCGGUUCUCUAACAGGCGGCUGGAUUAUUAAGAGAACAGGAAAAUUUUGGUGGCCAACAACUAUCAGCUACGGGAUGCUCUUCCUCGCAAUGAUACCUUUGAUUGUUACGACCUGGUAUGGCUCGCUUUUUGGAACUACAGCGUCAUUUAUGGUGUCAUCCAUGGGGAAUGGAAGUGGCAUUACAACUAUCCUCAUCGCCCUCAUCGCUAACGCGGCCCCGGAGGACAGCGCAGUCGCCAUCGCCUGCUCUUAUCUCUUCCGAUCUCUUGGCUCAAGCAUCGGCGUUGGCACCAGCUCAGCUGUACUCCAGCAAGUCCUCAGAACGCAACUCGCCUCACGUAUUGGGGAAGAUGCCAGCCAGAUCGAGGAAAAGGUGCGCCAGAGUCUGGACAUUAUCAAGGAGCUACCGCCAUUGCUGGCCGAACAGGUGCGGGCGAGUUAUCAGGUUGCUACAGUUGCAGCCUUCAUACCCUCGCUCCUUUUUGGCCUUGGAUGUUUCGCUGCUACAUUUUGGGUGAAGGAGAAGUCUCUAAAGCGGUAG